GUGCAGAUGAUCUCCGCGGAGGCGGACGGGGGCUCCGCGCCCUCCGUUCUCAGGCAAGCCAUGUUCUGCCCGGAAGACUUGGAGAACAUGGGCAUGAGCGAUCUCAAGGCGAUCAUGGAAAGGCUCGCCGUGAGAGGCUCCAAAUCGGACGACAAGGCUGAGCUGAUCCGGCGUUUCCACGAGGAGGGCCUGGUCUUUUGCGAAGCCGAGGCUGCGCGGCGACGGCAGGCGGCGCAGAAGAUGCAGGCCGAAACCGCCGCGCCCGCCGGCACUGGUGCCGCCGCGCCGGCGGCCAGAGCCGACACGGGGCCGCCGCUGGCGCAGCGCAGCGGCGCCGGCGGAAAGUUUGCGGACCAUGCCCACACCUUGAGGGUAUGGAAGACGUGGUGGUAG
This is a messenger RNA of Effrenium voratum, 393 nucleotides long. NCBI's taxonomy places the organism in Eukaryota, Dinophyceae, Suessiales, Symbiodiniaceae. The record is from the annotation of a GenBank genome assembly.